Molecule: messenger RNA, 4905 nt
Organism: Choloepus didactylus (southern two-toed sloth)
Lineage: Eukaryota; Metazoa; Chordata; Mammalia; Pilosa; Megalonychidae
Gene: DDX17
Product: DEAD-box helicase 17
Exons: 13
Coding region: 330-2288 (652 amino acids)
Biological process (GO): alternative mRNA splicing, via spliceosome
Cellular component (GO): cytoplasm; ribonucleoprotein complex; nucleus
Molecular function (GO): RNA binding; RNA helicase activity; ATP binding
Source: RefSeq, a predicted model, not a curated record
UAGUCUGAGCGGCGGCCGCCAUUUUGUGCAGUCGCUGGGAAAGGCAGGAGACGCCUAAACCGCGGCGAAGCCGGGUUUGAGCGUAGCCAAACCUACCCACCGUUUUUAUAUCCCCGAUUCUCUGUAGUUUGCUCCCGUCUCCGACGAGAGAGGCGGCGACGGUGGCGUCUGCGACGGGAGAUAGCGCGUCGGAGCGAGAGAGCGCCGCGCCUGCCGCCGCCCCAACAGCGGAGGCGCCGCCGCCAUCGGUCAUCACCAGACCGGAGCCGCAGGCCCUCCCAAGCCCGGCCAUCCGUGCCCCGCUCCCAGAUCUCUAUCCAUUUGGGACCAUGCGCGGAGGCGGCUUUGGGGACCGGGACCGGGAUCGUGACCGCGGAGGAUUUGGAGCAAGAGGUGGUGGUGGUCUUCCCCCGAAGAAAUUUGGUAAUCCUGGGGAGCGUUUACGUAAAAAGAAGUGGGAUUUGAGUGAGCUCCCCAAGUUUGAAAAGAAUUUUUAUGUGGAACAUCCAGAAGUGGCAAGGCUGACCCCAUAUGAGGUCGAUGAGCUACGCAGAAAGAAAGAGAUUACAGUGAGAGGGGGAGAUGUUUGUCCUAAACCCGUGUUUGCCUUCCAUCAUGCUAACUUCCCACAAUAUGUAAUGGAUGUGUUGAUGGAUCAGCACUUUACAGAACCGACUCCGAUUCAGUGCCAGGGAUUUCCUUUGGCUUUGAGUGGCCGGGAUAUGGUGGGCAUUGCUCAGACUGGCUCCGGGAAGACAUUGGCGUAUUUGCUGCCUGCAAUUGUUCAUAUUAACCACCAGCCAUACUUGGAAAGGGGUGAUGGGCCGAUUUGUCUAGUUCUGGCUCCUACCAGAGAGCUUGCCCAGCAAGUGCAACAGGUGGCUGAUGACUAUGGCAAAUGUUCUAGAUUGAAGAGUACUUGUAUUUAUGGAGGCGCUCCCAAAGGUCCCCAGAUUCGAGACUUGGAGAGAGGUGUUGAGAUCUGUAUAGCCACUCCUGGACGCCUGAUAGAUUUCUUGGAGUCAGGAAAAACAAACCUUCGCCGAUGUACUUACCUUGUACUGGAUGAGGCUGACAGAAUGCUUGAUAUGGGCUUUGAACCCCAGAUCCGUAAAAUUGUUGACCAAAUCAGGCCUGACAGGCAGACCUUGAUGUGGAGUGCAACCUGGCCAAAAGAAGUAAGACAGCUUGCUGAGGAUUUCCUUCGUGAUUAUACCCAGAUCAAUGUAGGCAAUCUGGAGUUGAGUGCCAACCACAACAUCCUCCAGAUUGUGGAUGUCUGCAUGGAAAGUGAAAAAGACCACAAAUUGAUCCAACUCAUGGAGGAAAUAAUGGCUGAAAAAGAAAAUAAGACAAUAAUAUUUGUGGAGACCAAGAGACGCUGUGAUGACCUUACUCGAAGGAUGCGCAGAGAUGGGUGGCCAGCUAUGUGUAUCCAUGGAGACAAGAGUCAACCAGAAAGAGAUUGGGUACUUAACGAGUUCCGUUCUGGAAAGGCUCCCAUCCUCAUUGCCACGGAUGUAGCCUCCCGUGGGCUAGAUGUGGAAGAUGUCAAGUUUGUGAUCAACUAUGACUAUCCAAACAGCUCAGAGGAUUAUGUGCACCGUAUUGGCCGAACAGCCCGUAGCACCAACAAAGGCACUGCCUACACCUUCUUCACCCCAGGGAACUUAAAGCAGGCCAGAGAGCUGAUCAAAGUGCUGGAAGAGGCUAAUCAGGCUAUCAAUCCAAAACUGAUGCAGCUGGUGGACCAUAGAGGAGGCGGCGGAGGAGGGGGUAAGGGAGGUCGUUCUCGAUAUCGGACCACUUCUUCAGCCAACAAUCCUAAUCUGAUGUAUCAAGAUGAGUGUGACCGAAGGCUUCGGGGAGUCAAGGAUAGUGGCCGGAGAGACUCUGCAAGUUAUCGGGAUCGUAGUGAAACCGAUAGAGCCAGUUAUGCUAAUGGCAGUGGCUAUGGAAGUCCUAAUUCCACCUUUGGAGCACAAGCAGGCCAAUACACCUAUGGUCAAGGCACCUAUGGGGCAGCUGCUUAUGGCACCAGUGGUUAUACAGCCCAAGAAUAUGGUGCUGGCACUUAUGGGGCUAGUAGUACCACCUCAACUGGGAGAAGUUCACAGAGCUCUAGCCAGCAGUUUAGUGGGAUAGGUCGGUCUGGGCAGCAGCCACAGCCGCUGAUGUCACAACAGUUUGCGCAGCCUCCGGGAGCUACCAAUAUGAUAGGUUACAUGGGGCAGACUGCCUACCAAUACCCCCCUCCCCCACCUCCUCCUCCUCCUUCGCGUAAAUGAAACCACUCAAGUGGUAAUGACUUGUGCAGACUUAAUUACAUUUAAAGGAACGCUGUCUUUUCUUUUUGUUCCUCUUCCUUUUUCUUUUUUAUUUUUCCCCAACCAUUGUGAUUUGUCUAUUAUGCAGAUUAGUUAGGAUUCACUGCCAGGUUUCUUCUGCCCGCCAAAAUGGUCCAGUCUGUAGUAACAGAUUUUGUAAAAAAAAAAAAAAAAAAAAAAACACCAAUAUAUAAAUAGCUGACUAGAAGAGAUUAAUUUUUUCCCAAUUCCUUGCAUGUUGAGGAUAUUUGAGCUGAUAUUUUCCAUCUUAAAAGAGGAAAUAAGGUAUUAGGCCAUUUUGGGGGAGCCCAUUUUUUGUUGUCCUGAGUUGGGUAGGGUGGAGGGCUGAAUUCUGCAGAAGACGGCAUCUGUGCUUUAAAUUGCUCUCAUUACUGGGUUAGAAAGCCAAGGGGAAUUUCCUGUACAUUUUCUAUAAUGCUAUACACUUCUCACUUUGGAACAGGCUUUCUCGGGCCUGAUGACUUUUUUUUAAGACAAUGCUUUGUCAUUUUGGCUGGUUGCUUGUUACGUGCAUUUGACAGUUUUAAAAAAUUCCUAAUUGGUGUUUUCUCCCUUACUCUCUGCCUCCCUCACACCUCCCCAAUUACUGAAAAAAAACCAUUUUAGUGUUCAGUUAGAAAUUGAAUUGCUGAGUCUGAGUUUUUUAAGUAUGUUGUGUUUUAAAUUAAAAACGCCAAGUGUUUAUUCCAGUUGUUAAACUGUAACAUCUCAGCAUCUGGAUGGAGCUGUAUCUAUUUCUCUUCCCCAUAUAACCAGGGACCAGCUAUGAAAUUCAUUUUCCAGUCAGAUGGCUGCUGUGAACAGAAUGAACAUAAAAGCUCACUGAAAAUUUACUUUAUUGAUCAGUUGAGUUUAUGUAUUCACCUGCAGUGUAAAAAGCACCUUUAGUUAUAAACAGAAUAUAUUCAAAAUGAGCAAUUUUUCUUUUUAACUCAGUAUUUGUAGAGCUAGAAUGAAAGCAACUCUUCACCAGUUACUCAACCCUUUUGGCCAAAUUAUCUUGAACUAAGAGUCAUAGGGUUCAUGAUGAACUCUAUUCUCCUCAUAUCCUGUUCUCUGCAGUGCUUUUUACAGCUUCUGGAUGCAAAAUUUCCUCGGCAUCCUUUUGUGCUCAUCUUUUUACAGGUAGGUAGUGCUUAAGAAAGGUUACACAAGGCUAAAGCUUUAAGUCCUUUACUGUUUCUCCCACUGAAUGUAGGUGAGUUUGUCCACUUCAUAAUACCAUUUUACUGACAUUUCCUAUAGCACAUGGACCUGGAAAGAAUUUUACUCACCAGGACAGGAAGAUGAGAGCUCCAGAAACCUCUUCCAAAUCGAUUUCAGUGUGAGACUGUUAAUUCUUUUAUGCUGUUACUGGUAUUGUUCACAAUGUAGUUAAAGGUGAGGAAGGCUUCACUGUACUCUGGCUGAGGCCUGAGAGUGCUUGCUGGUUUAUAAGAUCUAAAUAUCUUAAAAAGUUGAGGAUUUUUUUUUUCUUUUAGGGUUUUGUUUUGUUUUGUUUUUUCUUUUAAAAUUCUUCAGGGAGAGAGAAGGGAUGAUUUCUGAGGGUUCUGAAAGUAUGGUUCAAUGUGCAACAUACAGGUAGGUUGUCAGCAUAAGCUGAAAUUAUAUGCAUGUAAGAACUUUGGCAUCCUUUCCCCUCCCCACUUUCUUCUUCCUUAACUUUACCUCUGCUGCCUCUGUCCAUCACCCCCCACCCCCACCCUCAUUUUGUAGAAGUUGAGGCCAAGGGAGGAUGGUGAGCACAGGAAGGAACACGUGGCAGAAGUGCUUUGCUUUCAUACCAAAGCAUUGUCAUUGUUUUCCACCCUGUCUUCUCCCACCAUGCCUCCCACCCCCCCACAACAUUUAUGCCCUGACCAGUCCAUUACAGACAUUCUCUUGACAACCAAGUUCGGGGGUGGGGUGGGGGGGGUGGUAUAGAGGUGCCACCAGGGGGUUAUCCUCUUCUCUUGCAGCUCUUAAAAGCAUCUGUUUGGGAUAAACAUCUCUGGGCAAGCAAGCAGUAUUUUAUUUGGUCUGCUGCUUGCUUCCCUUUUUUCAACAGGGACGUAAUCUUAAAAUUUAAAAUAACAGAUUUCAAAUACAACAAGCUAUUGAGGCCUGAACACAGCUGAAAUCUAGCGGAGUUUUUCCUAUCUAGUGCUAGAGUAACUCUUCUGCCACUGUGUCUGUCACUCAAUUCAAGUUCUGUUGGUUUGGAAUAUGAAAAACCUUCAUUUGAUGCUAGUUACUACAUUCAUAGUUGAAACUCGUUUGGGGAAAGGGUUUCAAUUUUAAGCCACGGGCUGCUUCUUCCCAGUCCCUCCCUAACAAUUCGUUGUGUGGAUUUCUCUGAUCUAAAAGGUUAGUGGCUUUUGCUUUGGAUCAGUGCUCUCUAUUAAUGUCCUUGCUGGUCUCUGAAAACAUUCCUGUUGCGAUAAGACUUGAAAGAUUUGUAGAUGUGAUGUUCAGGCACAGGAUGCUAAGAGCUAUGUUACUAUUAGUUUAUAAAUUGUCCUUUUGAUACCAUCUUGUUUUCUUUUGUAGGUAUAAAUAAAAACACUGUUGACAAUAA